AUGCUCUCCUUUCUCCGCGGAUCAGGUCCUCCCGUGCGCACCACCAAUGCAGCAAACAACCCCAUCUUCUACGAACACGGCCGCUCGAGACUCGAAUUUCACGCCCCCAACUCUCCAUUUCUCAUGACCAACGCCAUCCCGCCGACGACACCCGCGCAAGGCGCAUCGAUCAUGCAACCGCCGUUGCAUUUCCACAUUCACCAGACCGAGAAAUUCCACGUCCGUUCCGGCACGGCCACGUUCUGGAAAGGAAGUGGAGCUGACCCGUGGCUCAUGCUCUCCUCGGAACCAGGACAGCCUUCGACAGCGACAGUUCCGCCCGGCACCUGCCAUCGCUUCGAGAACGCUUCCAUGACAGAGGACCUGGUCGUCGACGUGCAGCUGGAUCCGGAGGACUAUGAGGCCGAGCAGCGCUUCUUCCGCAACUUCUUUGGAUAUUUGGAUGAUUGUCGGAAGGCGAAUGUUGAGCCUACUCUGUUUCAGUUGAUGGUUUUCUUGGAUAGUGCGGAUACGCCGUUGGCAUUGUCGCUGCCGCUGGUGAACAAUGAAUGGCUGGGUGGAUGGGUUAGUAGGCUGUUUUUGACGGUGAUGGCUUUCUGGGGGAGGUGGCUACUCGGGUAUCAGACAUCUUAUUCGGAGUAUUAUGAGCCAGGGAAAUCAAGGUAA
Molecule: messenger RNA, 666 nt
Organism: Capronia coronata CBS 617.96
Lineage: Eukaryota; Fungi; Ascomycota; Eurotiomycetes; Chaetothyriales; Herpotrichiellaceae
Exons: 1
Coding region: 1-666 (221 amino acids)
Source: RefSeq, a predicted model, not a curated record